Molecule: messenger RNA, 1148 nt
Organism: Megalobrama amblycephala (Wuchang bream)
Lineage: Eukaryota; Metazoa; Chordata; Actinopteri; Cypriniformes; Xenocyprididae
Product: WASH complex subunit 1-like
Exons: 2
Coding region: 449-1120 (223 amino acids)
Source: RefSeq, a predicted model, not a curated record
GGCCUCAUUUAUAAAACUUUGCGUAGAUUUCAUCCUUAAAGUGUGCGUACGCACAUAAGGCAGAAUUUGCGUACGCACAAAAGUUUUCAGAUUUAUAAAACCGUACGUACACCAAAACCUGCGCAAGGUUCACUUUAUAAAUCACAAUUAUCUGAAUAUUGUGCACAGGUGCACGUGCUUAUAGCUAACCCCAAUCUCCUCCCGAAAUAACCAUAUUUGGAGGUUAAGACCGCCUAUUUUGAAUAUGUUUGAUCUCCCUGCAUAUUAAUACGACCGAUAAUUGUUAUUGAUCUGUUUGGCUAAAAAUGGAAGAACAGAAACGAAAAGCAAAAAAAAGAAACUUCACCGACUGCGAGAUGGAGGUACUGCUGUCUGAGGUGGAGGGCCGAAAAAAAGUUUUAUUUGGUGGGCUCUCUGCAGGCAUUUCAAAUAAAAGAAAGAUAUUAGAAUGGGAGCGAGUAACAGAAGCAAUCAAUGCUGUUACCUCGCACAGUCCAAGAGACAAAAAAAAAAAUGGUCUGACUUAAAAGUAGUCGUAAAAAAAAGAAUAUGUGCACACAGGCGCAGUGUCGUAACAACUGGUGGUGGUCAAGGAAUCACUGACCUCUCAGCCUUUGAUGCAAGGGUGGGUGCGAUUAUAGGGGAAACAGGAUUAAGUGGAGUUCUUCCAGAAUUCCAAGGUGAUACGGAUGUGAUUUGCGGUGACGAUGGAACAGUUAAUCCUGGAAUGCCUUCAAGCCCGGUGAGUGGUCCAAGUGGGGUAGACAAGGGAUGUAGGCUUAGAUCCUACGUGCCACCGCCGCCGCCAUCCUGUGUGCCUCCACCACCAUCCUGUGUGCCACCACCGGGAUCUUGUGUGCCUCCACCAACGUCCAGUGUGCCGCCAUCAUCAAAUGCCCAAGCAACCCCAUCCUGUGCGCAAUCCAGUGCAUCAUCAUCAUCAUCAUCCUUUGUGCCACCACCGAGCGCUGGUAACUCAAGGCGUGUACUGACGGAAGAAGUCAUGCAGACCCAACGUCACAUGGUUCAUGCUGUUAAUGCGGUGUGUUCCGAACUGAAAGAAAUAAAAACAAUUUUGUCAGAAAUAAGUGGUUCACUUAAAGAACUUGUGAAAAAAUAAAAAGUUUGAAUUCACUUGCCUUUUUACA